This is a messenger RNA of Polyodon spathula (Mississippi paddlefish), 671 nucleotides long. Its product is annotated as transcription factor 24-like. Gene Ontology annotation, biological process: regulation of transcription by RNA polymerase II; developmental process. The record is from RefSeq and is a predicted model, not a curated record. Gene Ontology annotation, molecular function: RNA polymerase II transcription regulatory region sequence-specific DNA binding; DNA-binding transcription factor activity, RNA polymerase II-specific; protein dimerization activity. Lineage: Eukaryota; Metazoa; Chordata; Actinopteri; Acipenseriformes; Polyodontidae. The transcript is spliced from 3 exons. The coding region runs from base 1 to 582 and encodes 193 amino acids.
AUGAACAGUGGAACCUCGAAGACUGAGUUGCAGCCCGUGCUUGGCAGUGAGAAAUCCAUUAUGGAUAGUGCGAAUGUUUCAGUGACAAUAAUGGAUGAGAGUCCCGGUUCCAGCUCCAGCUCCAGCUCGAGUCCUGACAUUGAUUCGCUCCUCUCCCCGGACAGGAGGCGCUCCGACCCGCUCGGACUCAGCGCUGGUGGCAGGGGCAGGCCUGCAGCUGCGAACGCGGCUCGGGAAAGGAGCCGAGUUCAGACACUGCGACACGCUUUUCUGGAACUGCAGCGAACUCUGCCCUCAGUUCCUCCGGACACCAAGCUGUCCAAACUCGACGUCUUAAUACUGGCCACCACGUAUAUCGCCCAUUUGACCAGGACCCUGCAAGAAGAGGGGAUGGAAGACGGAGAGGGCACGAGGCAUGCUGAUGUAUUACAUUCUCUCAAAGGAGAGGGCUACUUGCACCCUGUAAAAAAAUGGCCUAUGCGAUCCAGGUUGUACAUUGGAGCUACAGGCCAGUUUCUGAAUAAUUCAGGGCAGGCUGAAAAUCCAGACCAAGGUGAAUCAUCAUCAGCUUCACAGACUUAACUAAGCAUCAGUGGGGGUAUUUCAUUUAAUGGUCAACUCUCAAACCCAAAAAUCCACAUCCUCAUAGGAAUAAAGAUUUUCCAGGAACA